This is a messenger RNA of Camellia sinensis, 1657 nucleotides long. RefSeq lists its product as uncharacterized. The record is from RefSeq and is a predicted model, not a curated record. Gene Ontology annotation, molecular function: protein binding. Lineage: Eukaryota; Viridiplantae; Streptophyta; Magnoliopsida; Ericales; Theaceae.
UUGUGCUCACCGUAAAGUUUCUUCAACUGGCUCAAUAAAAAUCUAUUCCCCUCCAAACUCCAAACAAACACAGCCUAAACAUAUUGUACUACUACUAUAAUACUGUCGCACCUUCACUGAACCGCCUCCGCGUUCACAGUAGUAGUAUUUCGAACCGCAAUGGCUUCUUCUCCUUCAGGUGAAAGUCGGACUUCUUGUCUUCUCAACGCUGCCUUAACCGGAAAUCUUAAACUCCUCACCAAGUUGGCAGAGGAACUCGACUAUGGGGAUGGGUUGGCAAAGACAUUUAUGGAUGUUAAGGACUCUGGAGGCCAGUCAGCGCUCCAUUUUGCUGCUGCAGGUGGAAAGACUCAUGUCUGCAAGUAUUUGGUGCAAGAACUGAAACUCAAUGUUAAUCUGAAAGAUGGGAUAGGUGACACUCCUUUAAAUCAUGCUACUAUAGGGCAGCAUUAUCAAACUGCUGUGUUUCUUGUUGAAAAUGGUGCAAAUCCCAAUAUGGCAAAUGAUAAAGGAUUUAUUGCCUUGCACUAUGCCGCCGAAAAAGGUCAUAAAGAAUUUUUGCGGCUAUUGAUAUCAAAAGGAGCUGAAGUAGAUGCAAAAUCUGAUUCUGGGACACCACUACAGUGUGCUGCAGCUAAGGGAAGGAAAGAAGCUGUGAAAAUCUUGUUAGAUAGAAAUGCUAAUCCCAAUUCGGUUUGUCAUCAUAUUUUUACACCGUUGGUGGUAUCCAUCCUUGCUGGGUCAUUCGAAUGCACAAGUUUAUUGCUCAAGGCAGGAGCUAAUCCAAACCUUGGUUCGCGUGGACAGACGCCAUUAACAAUUGCAGUUUGUGAAGGGGAAACAGAAGUUAUUAAAUGCUUGUUGAAGGCAGGAGCAAAUCUUAAUGUCACUAACUUAGAUGGUUUGACAGCAUUGGAACUUGCGGCCUUGCAUGGUAAUCACGAAUUAGUGAUGAUGCUCUUACCAAGGACUUCUCAAAUUCCAACUAUUCUGGAUUGGAGCUUUGCUGGGAUAAUAAAGUAUGUCCACUCGGAAGAAUUUAGAAGACAGAGGGAACAAAAUAGGAAAGAGAGUUUUCUGUUGUCAAAAUCUAAGGGAGAAGAAGCAUUCAAGAGAAAGGAUUAUAUGGAUGCAAUAUUUUGGUACACACAGGCAAUCACUGUAGAUCCAUUGGAUGCAACUGUAUUAUCCAACAGGAGCUUGUGCUGGGCUCGCUUGAAUGAGGGAAGUCCUGCUUUAUCUGAUGCUGAGGCCUGCAUUAUGCUGAGGCCUGAUUGGGCGAAGGCACACUACCGGGAAGGUGUAGCAUGGAGACUGCUCAAAAAUUUUCCUAGAGCGGCGGAGGCAUUUUGUGAUGCUUUGAAGCUGGAUCCUGACAACGAGGAGCUUCAAAUUGCUUUCAGGGAAGCUGUUGGAGCUGAGUUUGGAAUUCCAGUGGGAAAGGAUCUUAAAAUCAUGCGCAUCUAGUGACAAUAUAUCAUGGUUUGGUGUAUGGGAAGCUAGUUUUUGACCAGCCUAGUUUCUUUUCCUUUUGUCAAUAGUAGUGUAGUAGUGUAUUUUUUUUUUGGUUUUUUGGUUGCUCUCCUUGCCACGCUAUACGAACGAAGACAUAUUUAUUAGUAAAUGUUAUGUUUUUUGAGACUACUAGUUCUUACAA